Messenger RNA from Ogataea parapolymorpha DL-1, 705 nucleotides. Its product is annotated as mRNA 3'-end-processing protein YTH1. Bases 1 to 705 code for a protein of 234 amino acids. The transcript has a single exon. The record is from RefSeq and is a predicted model, not a curated record. Gene Ontology annotation, molecular function: RNA binding; metal ion binding. Lineage: Eukaryota; Fungi; Ascomycota; Pichiomycetes; Pichiales; Pichiaceae.
AUGGCGUCGUCUCAGAACCCGUCAAUGCCCCUGGCGCCGCCAAUAAUGCCGCCGCUGGGGAUGAUGCCUGCGUUGGGGAUGUUUAACGUGGGGUCUGACAAGGCAACUUUCAAGUUUGAGCCCUAUUUGCGCAGACAGUACGGUUUUGGCCUCAACCCAGACAGACCGAUCUGCGAAUUUUGGCUGCAGUCGGGAAAGUGUCCCAACGGCAACGACUGCGAAAAUAAGCACCCUUCCAAGAUAUUUAACAACAAGAUCGUGUGCAAGUACUGGCUGCGGGGACUGUGCAAGAUGGGCGACGAUUGCGACUUUUUGCACGAAUAUAACCUCCAACGUAUGCCCGAGUGCGCGUACUACUCGCAGAACGGAGUGUGCACACAGUCGCCGGAGUGCAUUUACCUCCACGUUGACCCGCAAUCGAAGAUCGCUGAAUGUUACAACUACUCGAACCUGGGAUACUGUCCAGACGGGCCCAAAUGCCAGAGAAGACAUGUUCGCAAAGUCAUGUGUCCGCUGUAUCUUACCGGAUUUUGUCCCAAGGGCCCUGAGUGCGAGCUGAGCCAUCCAAAGUUCAACCCAGCCAUGAUUCAAGGCCGCUUCAAGAUACGAACAGACGAACAGAUCAUUGCGGGACGGAAGGCCAAGCUCGAACAGCAACAACGCGAGGCGGAAAAGACGGACAAUCACGACGGAUUGCAAAUAUAG